GCUCGUGUCUCAUCUUAUGGCCUUUAAAAAGGAUCAUAGUAUAGCUUGGACUCUUUCUGCCGUCUAUGAUCUCUUUCAAUCUCUCAUCUAAGAUCAACCUAUCAUCUAAGUUCUCUCUCUCUUGAUCAGUAUUUUCAUCUCUCUUUCUCAUCAAUGGGUUCGAAUUUUCAUUACUCUAUAGAUCUAAACGAAGAUCAAAGCCAUCAUGAAGAGCCCUUUUUCUAUCCUCUUGGAUCCUCUUCGUCUCUUCUUCAUAAUUAUCAAGUUCCUUCUAAUUCUUCGUCGUCCAUUUCUUCUCUCUCCUCUUAUCUCCCUUUCUUGAUCAACUCUCAAGAAGAUCAACAUGUUGCCUAUAACAACACUUAUCAAUACGAGCAUCUCAAUUUUUCUCAACCCCUAAAGGCCAACAUGUUUAACGGUGGAUCAUCAUCAUCUUCAUACGAUCAUAUGGUGCCAAAGAAGGAGAAAAGACUGAAACUAACGAUAAGGAAAAAAGAUCAUCACGACGAUCAAACCGAUUUUCUUCAUCAAAACCCGACAAAACCCAAUUCAGAGUCCGACAAGUGGAUGAUGUCCCCAAAGAUGCGGUUGAUUAAGAAAACAAUCACCAACAAUAAACAGCCCACUGAUCAGGCUAAUAACAACAAUAAUCGUAAUCAUAAAGAAGAUCACUACCCUUUAAAUCAGAAGACUAGUUUCGAAAAAGAUCACGAUGAAGAUCUCAAGAAAGUCACGACCAAGACGACCACGGCCGUCACCACGGAAAAUCGCUACAAUACAAUCAAGGUUAAUGGUUAUGGUAAUAACAAUGGCGUGAUUAGGGUUUGUUCCGAUUGUAACACUACCAAGACUCCUCUUUGGCGAAGUGGGCCUCGAGGUCCCAAGUCUCUUUGUAACGCAUGUGGCAUAAGACAAAGAAAGGCGAGGAAGGCCGCAAUGGCUGCAGCCGUCGCUGCGGGCGACCAAGAGGUGGUGGCGGCACAGCUGCAACAGAUACUUGCGAAAAAAAAGUUGCAAAGCAAGAAAAAGCGAUCUAAUGGAGGAGACAAAUUUAAUCUCUCUCCUCCGAUAAUGGCCAAGACAAAAAAGUGCAAGAUCAAAGAACAAGAACAGGAAGACACGACCACGGUUGCCGGAGAUUCAGAAAUUAGCAAAUCAACAACCUCUUCUGAUUCUUCAAUCUCGUCGAACAAGCUGUGCUUCGAUGACUUGGCGAUAAUGUUGAGCAAAAGCUCAGCUUAUCAACAAGUGUUCCCACAAGAUGAGAAGGAAGCUGCUAUUUUGCUCAUGGCUCUGUCGCAUGGAAUGGUUCAUGGCUGAUCAGAUCAUUACACGAUAUCUUCUGGUUACAGAAAAGAGGUUUACUUCAUAAUUAUAUAUACCAUAGUAAGCAAAAUAAUGAUUGAUUGUUAAAUCUUGGAGUGAUUAAUGUAGUUUUUGCAGUUGGUCUAAUAUGAGAAGUCAAGACAUUAUAUAAUAAGAGUGUGCGAGAGUUCAAUAUAAUAAUUAAUAUAUCUAUAGAUGUUUUGGGAGAUUUUGGUUUAGGGUUUAUGUUGUGUUUUUUCCCAGAUGGAGCAUUAAUCACUAGAUAAUGUGCGAAUGUUCUUGCUUAUUUACAUCUUUAUAUUUAGUGUUACGUGAUAUAAGAAAUAAUUUAAUCA
Messenger RNA from Brassica oleracea var. oleracea, 1661 nucleotides. Its product is annotated as GATA transcription factor 21-like. The record is from RefSeq and is a predicted model, not a curated record. Bases 154 to 1320 code for a protein of 388 amino acids. The transcript is spliced from 3 exons. Gene Ontology annotation, molecular function: sequence-specific DNA binding; zinc ion binding. Gene Ontology annotation, biological process: regulation of DNA-templated transcription. NCBI's taxonomy places the organism in Eukaryota, Viridiplantae, Streptophyta, Magnoliopsida, Brassicales, Brassicaceae.